UUCGUGUGUUUUAUAAAGAAUUUCUCACAAAACCCAAAAACCACUAACUGUGAGCUUGGGCUCCCUGUGGUAUCUUCACAUUGCGACGCGAGGUACCGUGGGCACCUUGUCAGUUUUUGUGAAGUAAACCGUUAACCAAUAAACCAAUAAGGAUGUGAGAAAAGUUUAACUAUCUUACGGAGAUGCACUUCACUAGCCAACUAAAGAAAUGCUUAUGAAUACACCAGAGCAUGGCGGAGUUCCGUAUUAUGAAAUUCCUCUCAAAAAACUGGAUUCUCCAACCCUAGCUUUGGCUAACUUCCUUGGAAUUUUGAAUUGAUGGCAGCGGUAGUGUGCAUCGCACAUAAGCUUAGCGUGUUGUUUUUCUUAAUGAAACCGCGCUAUGUGUGAUCGUCUAUUCUCGUUUUUAAACCACUUUAAAAUAAUAAAAGACUAUCCUUUUAGUCUGGGGUUCUCACAGAAACAAGCAGGCAAAAUUUUGGCGAUAUGAGAAGCAUUUUCUUCUUUAAGAAAGAAAAAAAAAGGAACGGAUGCAUGCCAUUUCGCGGCCUUAGGCUUAACUCCUCUAAACGUACAAGGGAAAUAGUUCUUAUCUGGACUGCUAAUUAAGGCUUGUUCUGCUGUCACGCAUAGUUUAUACACCUAUUGUAAACAACGUCCGCGCAAACGGCAAAUGACGAUUGGCAAAUGGCAGUUACGACCGAAAGGACUCAUUCCCGAAAUAUUAUCUCCAAAUUCAGAAAAAUAUAAAUAGAAAAUUCCACUAUCCAUUAAAUGUAAUUGAUAUAUGGUUCUGACGUCGCUUUGAGUUUAUUUACCACCUUCAUUUUCACAAAAAAAUACUAACCAUAAGCAUUUUUCGGUCGUAGAACUGCCAUUUGGAAUUGCCAUUCGCCGUUUGCGCUAACAACCUUAUUUGAAAUAGGUGUAUGAACAAGAGAAGUCCUAGCAUGUUGAUAGCCCUUGGCAUUUCUACUAAAGCACAGACAUGAAACGAGACUCCGCCUUCUAAAAGGUCCUCGUGUUUUACAAUAUAGCAAACUCAUGACGAUCUCUUUGACCGUCAUCAUAGAAGAGAGUACACUGCUCCAUAUCUUCAGCUAAUUCACGCAAGCGAUGAACGCCUCGGUCGCUACAAACUUCACCAGGGCAGCCCCCACGGGACCGCUGGCCUGGCCAUGGGUAGCAAGGUGCUUCUGAUCGCCGCGUACUGUUUCAUUAUGCCAAUAGCCCUGAUCGGCAACGUGUUCGUGGUCCGAACCAUCUUCAAGGUUCCUCGCAUGAAGACACCCACCAACAUGAUGUUCGUCAACAUGGCGCUGUUCGACAUCAUCGUGGCGGUGACCAUGAUGCCCUACAUGAUCUCCUUCAUACUCUAUCCUUUUCGCUGGCUGGGCGGCCUGUUUGGAACCAUCACUUGUAAGCUCACCUACUACGCGUUCUACAUCUCAAUAGCAGGGUCCAUCCUGGCAUUGACUGUCAUGGCCACUGAUAGGUUCUUUGCUAUUGUUCUUCCGUUCAAAAAGGUACGUUUCUUCAAGCGUUUCAAGCUGCUGACAUGCAUCGUGUGGGUGACCUCCAUGUUGUACAUGCUGCCCAUUGCUGUUCUCCAAGAAGUCAAACUGAUCAACGGCGACUUUCAGUGUGCCACCAACUGGUUUAAGUUGGCCGACCCUCUGCUUUCCUUCAAAGCUUUUAGUCUGUGUGUGCUGGUCUCGUUCUACCUGAUUCCGCUUGCUGUGAUGGCUGUGUUGUACGCGCUGAUCGCGCAUCGUCUCUGGUUCUCGCGUAUUCCUGUGGAAAAUGCUCAGGAUGAGACUAACAGGAGGAUUCAGAACAAAAAACGAAAGGUCGUCCGAAUGCUUGUAAUCAUCCUCGUCGUCUUCGCCCUCUGCUGGCUUCCUGCUCACAUUGGCCACUUCAUACUGAUUAUCAACGACUCCCCGACCGAGGUCUUGGUCAUGUUUGGCUUCUUCCUGGGACACGCCAACAGUGCCAUCAACCCGUGUCUGUACGUCAUCCUUCACAGUGGCUUCCGCAGGGCAUUUCUUCAGCUCUUCCCGCGGUUCCGAGGUACCCAUUCUGACUGCAUAUCGAGGAUGAACACCACUGCUGCCACGGUCAUGUCUUCGUUCAGCGACAACCGAAUUUCCCAGAAAAGGAAUGACAUCCAGCGAGAGGCAUUGUUAUGAUUUGAGAGAAACACACAGGGUGGGGUCCAGACCCCACGGACAGCCUCUCUGGACACGCAUGGCCAUCCUUAAUCAAACACCAUAUUGCACAGUCUCGAGGUUAGACGCUAAAUAGACACGCCUUGGCUAUUAGCAGGACAUGCGUUUUGCAAAAUAAAAAAAAAAUACCUAGACUACAUGACAUAGAAUAGAUACAGCCAGUUGACACGUACAUCCAAACGCAGAGAACAGAAUUUACGUGGCUCAUUUGACAAACACUGAAUAUCAAAGGAUAAAUGCAAUGCUCUGUAUGUACAUAAACUGGUCUUUCCAGAAUCAGCCAUAGUUUGGGGGUGCCAAAAAUGCCAGACAUCGCAUUUCAUUAUUUCAUGGUUUCAUUGAACCGUUUUUAGGCUUGAAAGAAAAUAUAGUUUCGUAGUAUAUCUAUUGCACUUCCCCUUUAAUCUGUUGUAGUUAUUAUUUCUAAGUCAUUGCCCGUUCAGCGAUAGUUUAAUGUAUACAGUAGACAAUAGAUAAUGACAUACGGCGCUGCUUCUUCACUUCAAAAGUAACGUACCAAGCAGAUAUUGUAUAGGCCCUGUAACACGUACCCUUUUCUCUUGGAACUCGCAGAAAAAAAACAUUGAAGUCGCACGCGCGUUGUUUUAAGCGUUACCCACCUUACAACUUCAAACACACAUCUUCAACUCGCAGAAGAAGAAAAGACAGUAACAUGGCGCGGGCGCGAGUAAUUUUUUUGGCGAAAUAAACUACAACCACAAAGUGUAUGUGUUACAAGAGGCAGCGAAGCUUAACAAAGUGCUAUAAAAUCUGUAAAAAUAGAUUUUAGAUUUGAAAAAAAUAUAUUCAAAAAUACAGUGUAGGUGCGAA
Messenger RNA from Nematostella vectensis (starlet sea anemone), 3062 nucleotides. RefSeq names its product substance-P receptor. The record is from RefSeq and is a predicted model, not a curated record. Gene Ontology annotation, molecular function: G protein-coupled receptor activity. Bases 1179 to 2192 code for a protein of 337 amino acids. Gene Ontology annotation, biological process: G protein-coupled receptor signaling pathway. NCBI's taxonomy places the organism in Eukaryota, Metazoa, Cnidaria, Anthozoa, Actiniaria, Edwardsiidae. The transcript is spliced from 5 exons. Gene Ontology annotation, cellular component: membrane.